AUGGAGCCGGGAAAACGGGGCCGACUUACGAGGUAGAGAGUGUUUCUUUCCAUUUUUUAACCUUUCAGGUUUUUUUCAGCUCUCGGUUGAAGAUUGACGAAACAAUCGGUCUUCGACAUGGAAGAGGAAGGUGCGGAAGUCUUCAUAAUUGCGUUUCGGACAAAUCUAUCAUACGUUUGACGUCGAUUAUACUCUCUAGAGUUCGCCUGUCGCGCUCUCUUCGGAUUGCGGAAAGAUUUUGUGGGUGUAAUAAUUAAAAUUUAUAUUAUUCUUGCCACCUCUUAUGUUUUCGAUACCCUAAUAUGCUCGGGAUUCGCGAAAUUUUUGUUGCGUAAUACAUAGUUUAUCGAAUUUUGUUGCUUAGGAAGUUGUUUAAUACAAUCGGAAAACAUUCGCGGACUACCCAGAACAAUUUGUAUUAUCCAUGACAACGGCUUAGAUGGGGAUAUGAAUUAGUGGUGGUUUUGGUUCAUCCGCCGAAAUGCAUCGGUCGAUUAAGCUCGAAGAUGACGGUGGGAGUAUUGUGGAGCCGCCAGAGCUUUCUGGACCCAUGAAUUGUUUGAUUUGCGGGGCUGCUGGAGCAAAACAUUAUGGUACCAUAGCUUGUCUGUAAGUCCAUUUUGAAUCCUUUGUUUUUUCUUUCUUUUAGAAAAUUUAAGUUCUCCAUUAUACUGAUAACCGCAUUAUGAAGAUUUGAGUUUAAUUUUAUCAAUUUUUUCAGCGGUUGUAAGGGGUUUUUCCGACGAUCAAUCCUCUUGAACAAAGUCUACAAAUGUAUUCGGAAUAAGCAAUGCACAAUGAGUCCAGGUGAGCUUCGUUGCUAAUUUUUUAAAUCGCAUUUUUAUUCAAAAGGUUAAAGCUCAAACGCUACGUAGAAGAUUCUUUUGGGUCAUGUCCGAUUCCAUUCAAAUACGUUUCGGAGGCAAACUACAAAACGGAAAUUACUUUCUGACCGCCGUAAUCGCGACCCACAAAUUGGUUGCGUAGCGCGAUGAGAAUUCGAACGCGGUGUGCGGGGAAAUCUUUUGUCGCAAUGUGCAGAUUAAUAUAGAUAAGUUUAAAAAAAAAUGGUUUGCAGAGACCCGGAAUGGCUGCCAUUACUGCCGACUGCAAAAAUGCUACUCCGUUGGAAUGAAAACAUGCUGUAAGUUACGUUACUUCACCUGAAAUUUAAUUGAGACAAAAAAUUACGAAUAAUUUUCAGAUUUACAAGCCAGUCGAAAGGCGGGUUCGGGCCGAAAAGCUAUCGAAAUGAGUCCCAAAGGAUCUCCAACACCUCCAUUUAUCGUCGUUAAUCAACAAUUGGCCAAGGUAUGUUGCAAAUGUUUUGGUUUUUAUUCGGAGUUUAGGUUGAGAAUCGAUGCGUGUCUCUAGGAUCUCUGAAUGUGUUCAAGCCUCAAGGAAAUGGAACGACCAGUGAUAUUGUGCAGUAUUUUAGCGAUGUUGAGAGGUGAGCGGGACUUUGAGUUUAUUUUUGGUGGCUUUUUCUUCUGUAACAUAAGUUCUGUCAAUUUAUUGAUUGUAAGGAGGUCACAAUUGAUCUAGUUUUAGUCGAAUUGAAAGAGCUUUUGACUAAUUUUGUCUACUACAAUAUAAUUUUUUUUCUUCUAAACGACUAUAAUUUUAGGAUAUGUGAUGAGGUCUUUGACGAAAGGACGAUGGGAAUGCCUCUCACUGCAAUUCGGCAGCAGUGUAGCGUCGACGUGGAUAUUGAUUUAGCCAUCAGUGAGCCAGGUCGAGUAGCCCCGAGAAUUGAUGUAAGUACCUUAAAUUUUCUAUUUUAUGUAUUUAGAUGGAAUGGGGAAUGAGAAUACCCUUUUCUGACGACAUUUUGAAGCCGAUGUGGUGUCGUCAAAUUUGCAAUUUUUUCGAUUUUGCCAGUUUUAUGCCGGACUUGGAGAUGAUCGACGAAAAAGAGAAAAAUCGACUGGUUCUCGCGAAUUCCACGCGGAUAUUAUCGCUCACUGUGGCAUAUAAGACACAACGGCUGGAUCAUGAGCCGGAUGCGAUCACGUUUGGCAUGGGUGUUUAUUAUCCGAUCAUCGAGGACCAAAAACCUGCGGAACAAACCAGUUUUACGGAGAUUGCACGGAUAUUAUACAGAGAUUGUGUGAUUCCAAUGAGAGAAAUGAGACUCUCUUUAGCAGAAUAUUGCAUUAUCAAGGCAAUGUAUUUCUUUUCGCCAGGUAAAUUUUUAUUUUUUUUUUGUUGUUUUAGGGUCAUUGAAAGUUUUUGAAAAAACAUGGGUAAAAGUUUUGUUGAUGGGGCGAAAGUGGUCUAGAAUGAAGGAAUAUGUGUUCACGUAAAUAUCCUGAGUAUUGUUGAAAAAGAAGCCUUCGAUUAAUCUACUUUUUUUUAUCUUCUCCUUGAGCUCCUCAAGUCCAAUAUAAAAGCGGCCAAAAAUUCUUUUGGUAUUGCUCUCUUGCUCCCGGAAAAUAAUAAAGGGAUUAUUAUUAAGGGCUCCGGAUUAAUUUCUUGUUUUCAGUGAGCACGUUAAGCGACAGGUCAUUGCAAGUUAUCAACAGGAUACGUGAAAAAUACGCAAAUGUUUUGAAUGAUUAUUUACUCAACGAAAUGGGGUACAUGGAUGCUGUGGAUCGGAUCACAAGAAUACACUCGAUCCUGCAGGUCAUUGAGGUAGGUUUUGAGGGGGUGGGAGAGGAUUUUUUUGGACAUACAUUUAUAUUGUAGUAGGUUGGAAAGGAUAAUGAGCAAAAAUUAAUUAGAGAAACAUUUUCUUUUGUGUUUUACACUGUUAAGAGCGUUGUGAUGUAAUUUUGAGUUCAAAAUUUGUACCUAAAAUUACAUUGUAGUCGAUAAACAAAAGUAAAAUUUGUAGAAAACUUGGGUUGAAAUAGAAUGUAUGAGUGGAAAAGUUACUUAUAAUACCAUUUUGGCUGUUGCAGUUUUGAUUUUAAAAGUUUCGCUUCAAAUAUUUUAUCAGAAUUGUCGUGGAUAAUAUAAAAUUCUUGCUGCAGGUGACCAGCAAUCGCUUCGACAAACGAAUGGCCGGUCUCGUAAUGGUGGAUUCGUCGGGAAUGCUGGGCCGAUUGGCGUACGACAUCCAUGUUCGAACAAAUUAA
Molecule: messenger RNA, 3083 nt
Organism: Bursaphelenchus xylophilus (pine wood nematode)
Lineage: Eukaryota; Metazoa; Nematoda; Chromadorea; Rhabditida; Aphelenchoididae
Source: the annotation of a GenBank genome assembly